AUGCGUUCACUCAUCAAGUCCCACCGGCGUAGUGACUCAUCCACUUCUGAUGGGCCGAGCGAUUUACCCAGACCACGGGCCUCAAAGACUACUCCAUUGACUUCUCCACUGAUACCUCAACAUGCUUCCAACCUCACGCCUCCCCUGACGCUCUCAGGCUCGCUGACAACCACCAUGAGUUCCCCCAAGAAACUUUUGACUCCCAUCAAGAAGAUGUUUGGCCAUCACUCAAGAUCCAACACUUCUAACCUCUCGCCCGGCGUAUUGGCUACUGGCGAUUCACUCAAUGCUGCUGUGUCAAGUUCCUUCGAGCCACCGAAGGGCCGCAAGAAGCAAAUGAAGUUUGCAAGCUCUGCCAGCUUGUCCGAACUCCAGCAGCUGCAUACCACUGCCUCAUCCAAGAAACAGCUCGCGUCUUCGGCGCUGAUGGAGAUCAUCCAUGACUCGCUCUCGGAGUCACUCCGUCUACCGCCUCCUAAGUUUGUGGCUCUUUCAACGUAUUCGGAUAGUUCUGUUGAAACUAAGCCUUCUGAGGUGAUGCCUAUAGUAUUCGACAAAGGCUUGGGACUACUGUUGGAUAAUGAGGCUGAUUCGGUUAUAUCUAUCGUCAACUCCGAGGGUAAUUUUCAGGCAAAGCAGGCUUUGUCGCAGGAGCUUUUGGGCGAAGCUUCCAGCAGGGGUGAUACCGAAGCAUAUUAUGAAGAUGACGACGAACUGAGAGAUUCUGAUGCUUCGUCACAAUUUUCCUUCGUUAAAGACAUGCGAGGAGGACGUAACACCUCGGUCAAAUAUUACAAGACAAAGACUUCUGGAAGGACUGUAGGAGGAUCUAAACCGGGGUUCUUUCAGGUCGACGAUAUGGGUUACGAGGAUGAGGCUGCAUUGUCCGACUAUGACUUUGAAAACAAUGGAAUGGACGAUGACGAUGGCCUAGAAGAUCGAGAUUUUGAUGACUUCGAAGGAACCAACCGCUACGACGAUUUCUUGGAUGAUAAUGAGACCUCCCGUGUAUCUGGUUUGGUCGAGACAGACGAUCCCCGGGACGACCACACUAAUGAACUUGAUGAGUAUGAGGGGAAUCCCAACGAAAAUGAAUUCGACAAUUACGAGGACCAGCUCGGAGAGUAUGAUGAACAACUUGACGAUUAUGAGAAUGAAGGAUUUGAUUUCGAUGGGCUAGACGAUUAUAAUGAAAUCGUUCACGAUGUCGAUGAGGAAAUGGAGGUCCCAGGGCACCUAGAAGCAUCUCAACAAUUGUCUGACUCAGCAUCAGCAUCUGGCCCUGAUCCUCCACUGUUCUCGUUUGCUCAUAGCAGAGAGCAGACCCCUGAAUUAAGAAUUGGCCUGCCAGAAGGUUUUGCAUCUCCAGGCGAUGGCUUGACUGAGGAACUUUUGGAUAGUUAUCUUCAAAACUUCGAAACACCAUCAACAGUCGGAGCCCUUGCAAGAUCGCCGUUUGAUCUGCUUGGAAACGACUCACCAUCGCCAUUAAUCAAUGGUGUUACUUUUGGAUCUGAACAAAAAUUUAGAUCGCAUAGAAUCUCUAGAAACAUGGCUCUGAAUCGAUCCAAGAAUGAUAUUUCUGAGGAACCAGAAAUUCUCGCCAAUGAUUCCUCACUUGGGUUGGGAAUCACUCCGGCCGAAAACAAGAGACAGUCCAUUGUAAACAUGAUGGAUUUGCUCGGCUCGUUGGAAGAGGCGGCAUCGAAAGAUCAAGGACAAAAGGAUUUAGAAGAGAUGAGAACACUUUUUGAGGAAUUGGACAAGCAGAACACAUCCGAAAAACCAGCUAAACGGAGCCUGGUUGUCAAUAUGAUGAACACGUUGGCCAACCUAGAACAUGCUCUCAAUGUGCCCACGGAGACUCUGAAAAAGAAGGCAAGAAACUCGAUUGCAGACAUGAUGAAAACUUUAGCUGCUCUUGAAAUUCAGAACGAAGAAAAGACGACUUCAUCGCAAGAAACUGUCGUUGCACUGUUGCCUAAUACUUCUUCAAGCAUCAGUUCAGGAGAAAAGAAAAGAUACUCGUGGCUUAGCAAUGGAGAACAAUCAAAAGGUAGACUUGAUGAACUCACUCAAGGUAAUAAUCAAUUUGAUGAAGAUCUACUAGAUGAGAUCAAUCAACUCCCCGAGGACUUUGAUUUUGAAGACCAAGAGACACGUUAUGAAACAAACGAGGUUCCGAAUUUCUACAGGUCAAACUCUUACAAUAAGAAGCCUUCGAAAGCGGUGGUUGAUAAUUCAUAUCAAAAGAACAAGAUCGAAACGUCUCUUAAAACCGUGACAUUCUACCGAUCAGGGAGUCUCAGAGCCACAGAUAACUUGAGCAGGACUGGCUCAGUCAUUUCAUCGACAUCCUUUCACUCCUUUAAUGAAGACGAAGAAGAAUUUGAAUCAGAGAAAUCACCUGGUCUUCCUAAACAGUCUCCGCUUGGCAUUCAUCAUAACUCUCAUCUUUUCGAGUUGUCAAAUGAUUCUUCCAGCCACAAGUCGUUCGUUCUCGAACCUAUUACGGAAUCGGAAAGUCCUGUUAUAAAGUAA
Molecule: messenger RNA, 2541 nt
Organism: Sungouiella intermedia
Lineage: Eukaryota; Fungi; Ascomycota; Pichiomycetes; Serinales; Metschnikowiaceae
Source: the annotation of a GenBank genome assembly